UGCAGAGCUACAUUACUCUUUGAAGUCCUCUGCCUAUAUAAACACCAAAAAAACUACUCAUUUUGGCCAUCUAAAAAACCACCAAUUAGAUACAAACACACAUUCAAACAUUUCUAUUGACAUGGGUGGUUUUAGUUUCCGAAAACUAACAUUUACACUUGUCAUUGCAAUUCUUGUGUGGGCUUCAAGCAUUGAAACUUCCAAUGCCAGAAGGGGUAAGCAUUGGAGGCAUGGCACCUUAAGUUCUUUGUACAAGAAAAAAGGAAAGAAUCAUGGACACCAAGUCAUUGUCGAAAAAUCAAAACCAAAAUCAAAGUCAAAAUCGAAACAAAAACAACCGCUCCCAACCCCAGAAGAACCGCAGGCUCCUCCUGCACCACAAAAGGGUUCAAAGUUUAAUGUUCUCGAUUAUGGAGCUAAAGGGGAUGGUAGUUCUGACGAUACAAAGGCAUUUCAAGCCGCAUGGGCAGACGCUUGUAAAGUGGAAGCAUCAACGAUGAUCGUGCCAUCGGAUUACGAGUUCCUCGUGGGACCCAUUUCUUUCUCUGGUCCUUACUGUCAAAGAGACAUUCUUUUUCAGCUUGAUGGUACAAUCAUAGCUCCAACAGACUCGAAAGCAUGGGGUAAAGGUCUACUGCAAUGGCUUGAAUUUACAAAACUUGUAGGACUCACAAUCAAAGGAAAGGGCACUAUUGAUGGAAGAGGCUCGGUUUGGUGGACAAAAUCUAUACUUGAUGAUCCUGUUGACAAUGAAGAGAAAUUAGUUGUUGCAAUAAACAAUAUCACCAUUACAGAAAAUCUACCAAUAAGCAGCUCACUUGAUGGAAAAAUGCCUAACGUCAAGCCAACGGCACUGAGGUUUUAUGGGAGCUUUAAUGUGACGGUCACAGGCAUAACAAUUCAAAAUAGUCCUCAAUGCCACCUCAAGUUUGAUAACUGUGACGGAGUUUUAGUAUACAGCCUUAAGGUCUCAUCUCCCGGUGACAGUCCCAAUACCGAUGGAAUUCACUUGCAGAACUCCAAGGAUGUGCUAAUUCACACGGCAGACCUUGCUUGUGGGGACGAUUGCAUAUCCAUACAAACAGGAUGCUCAAACGUAUUUGUCCACGAUGUCAAUUGUGGACCGGGGCAUGGCAUAAGCAUUGGAAGCCUAGGAAAAGAUGGCACAACAGCAUGUGUCUCCAACAUCACUGUCCGCAAUGUUAAUAUGCAUAAUACAAUGACCGGUGUUAGGAUCAAAACUUGGCAGGGAGGGUCAGGGUCUGUUCAAGGAGUAUUAUUCUCAAAUAUUCAAGUAUCUGAAGUCGAAUUCCCAAUCAUGAUUGAUCAGUAUUACUGUGACCACAGCAGCUGCACCAACCACACAUCAGCCGUGGCUGUUUCAAAUAUUGCGUAUGAAAAUAUAAAAGGAACUUACACAGUAAAACCAGUCCACGUCUCGUGUAGUGACAACAUGCCAUGUAGGGACGUAAGGCUGACCGACAUUGAACUCAAACCAGUCCCCAAAGGCUAUCACAUGUACGACCCGUUCUGCUGGCAAGCGUUUGGGGAACUGAAUGCACCCACCAUCCCAGAUAUCAGUUGUUUACAGCAAGGCACGCCAUCAAGCAGUUGGGAUCCUGAUGAGUCAGGAUGCCCAGCUUAACGCACGUAUGACUUGGUGCAUCAAUUAGCGAGGUCGGUGUAGUUGCUGGCCCCUUUCAGAUCAUAUAUAGAGCUGCUUGAAAGUGAGUAUAUAUAGGAUUAUAUUUACAUGUAGUAUAAUAAUAUAUAUAAAAAUACUAAAAGAUUGGUUGUAUUAAAGGGAUGCUUGAUUCAUAUUACGUUAGAUUUGUACACUGGAAAGAAAGUAGUUGUGUCUUAUUUAUUUAGUUAUCAAAUCAUUGGAUGUUAGCAA
Erigeron canadensis is the source of this 1897-nucleotide messenger RNA. Its product is annotated as polygalacturonase At1g48100-like. Gene Ontology annotation, molecular function: polygalacturonase activity. The transcript is spliced from 7 exons. NCBI's taxonomy places the organism in Eukaryota, Viridiplantae, Streptophyta, Magnoliopsida, Asterales, Asteraceae. The record is from RefSeq and is a predicted model, not a curated record. Bases 122 to 1645 code for a protein of 507 amino acids. Gene Ontology annotation, biological process: carbohydrate metabolic process.